GAGAGCCAAGCCAUGGCUGCCUGUGGAAGCCUUCACCACAUCUUUGAAAACCCAUUACCAGAAAACACAACCCUGAUUGAUUCCCUCUCCUCAUGGAACCAAAUCAAGCCAGCUAUUAAACCUAGUAAGCAAUCUUCUUUCACUGAAAUCUUUGGUGAACUUCAUUUCAAGGAAAAUUCUCAAUCAUCCUCGGCCUCUUCCUUUCCUAUUUCACCCUUUUCUCAUACAUCUAUAAUAGGUUUGAAUCCUCAAAACAGUACAUUCAAGCUCUCCAGGAAUGAUACUUUCCAUGAAAAUGAUGAAAACAAUAGAAGCACAUCGCCACCAGAGUUGUUCUCGAGCACCCCAAAGAUCAUCAUGUACACCGGUAAUUGGCACGAGAAGAGUGAAAGCUUUUCAUUGAACUCUGAGAGGCUGCAGCUAUGCACUGAAGGGCUUGGUUUUGAGAGCUUUGAUGAUGUGGAGGACAUGAAAAAUGAGAUGAAAGAAGACUGGGAAAGCAAAGAGAAGAAAGCAAGUAGUAUUAAUACAACAAAGCAUACAACAACAAAGAAUUUUCAUGGUGAAUUAAGGACCAGGUCAAAAGCAAGUAUUGUAGGAGCAUUUCCACCACCAAUUUCUUGUAUUGGGAAGAGUGGGAAGCCUUGGGUUUGCUUUAAGUCUUACAGACAAGAUGGCAGGUUUGUGCUGAAAGAGGUAAGAAUCCCUACACAAGAAUUCUUGCAUGCAUGUAGGGAAGAUGGGCGGUUGAAGCUGCAAUUUGUGCAGCCAAAUGAUGAAAUUUUGGAAGAGGAAGAAUUUGGGAAGGAAGAAGAUGAAGUAGAAGAUCUAGAAUCAGAAGGAUUAAUCAAUGAUGACAUUGAUGAAGGUAAAGAGAAAAGGCAACCCUGAAAACAAUCUGAAAUUAAUGAAAAGUUCCUCGCCAAAUUGCAAUAUAUAUGAAAAGAAGCAAAGGUUUAAGUAGAUU
This is a messenger RNA of Durio zibethinus, 967 nucleotides long. The record is from RefSeq and is a predicted model, not a curated record. NCBI's taxonomy places the organism in Eukaryota, Viridiplantae, Streptophyta, Magnoliopsida, Malvales, Malvaceae.